CAGAACGAAACCACACUUGUGUUUAUAUUUGUUGUGUAUCGGUGUCGCGAGCUUGCGAAGUUGUCAGUAUGAUGACAAAGUAAUCCCCAUUAUAAGGAAAAGUCUGUCCACUACAGUAUGGAGGACACUACUGUGGCGACAGAUAACAGAAUUAAUGAAAUUUUAACUGAUAACUUGAAAGUUGAUGCCUUACAAGAAGCCCUCUUAAAUCUCUUGGAAGUUCCUAAGUCUGAGAAGGAAACAGCAAAUCUUACAACUGUUUGCAAUGAACUGCAAAGGGCAUUCACUGACACUGUGUCAGAAGCAACUGCAUCAGCUGCAGCCAGCCAUGAAAAUCAGCAAGGGGGUGCCCAGAAAUCUGCUGAAACACCAAAGCCUGCAGGGGCAUCAAAUGCAGAAGUUUCUGCCCGGGUCCAGGAUUCUGGUGUACAAAUUAUUGUGACAGCUUUAGCUCGGCAAAAUAAUCCUCAUCGGGCUCAGUUUAUAGCAUCGGCACUUCAUCAUUUGUCCUCAACUAAUACAGUGUCACCAAAAGUCAUCUGUAUUAGUCUUUUAACCAACAAAAACCUCACACCUGAUAAUGAUAUCUUUUGGAUUACUGCCUUUGGGCUCAUCAAAAAGAUUGUAACUGGUGUUGACUACAAAGGAGUUAGAGAAAUUAUGAAGCUUUGUUUAGAGAAAGCAGGAAGACUACCUGUUAAUCUCAGACGUUCGCAUCUUCCUCUCGUUGAAGCCCUUUAUGAGGUUAUGGACCUGAUAUUUGAUCGCAGUGCAUCAUUAUUACCAGGGUACUUUAUUGUGAAUGAGCUUCUAAAAUUAUAUCCAGAAUACAAAAACUGGCCUCAUUGGAAAGUUGAUGCCUUACAAGAAGCCCUCUUAAAUCUCUUGGAAGUUCCUAAGUCUGAGAAGGAAACAGCAAAUCUUACAACUGUUUGCAAUGAACUGCAAAGGGCAUUCACUGACACUGUGUCAGAAGCGACUGCAUCAGCUGCAGCCAGCCAUGAAAAUCAGCAAGGGGGUGCCCAGAAAUCUGCUGAAACACCAAAGCCUGCAGGGGCGUCAAAUGCAGAAGUUUCUGCCCGGGUCCAGGAUUCUGGUGUACAAAUUAUUGUGACAGCUUUAGCUCGGCAAAAUAAUCCUCAUCGGGCUCAGUUUAUAGCAUCGGCACUUCAUCAUUUGUCCUCAACUAAUACAGUGUCACCAAAAGUCAUCUGUAUUAGUCUUUUAACCAACAAAAACCUCACACCAGAUAAUGAUAUCUUUUGGAUUACUGCCUUUGGGCUCAUCAAAAAGAUUGUAACUGGUGUUGACUACAAAGGAGUUAGAGAAAUUAUGAAGCUUUGUUUAGAGAAAGCAGGAAGACUACCUGUUAAUCUCAGACGUUCUCAUCUUCCUCUCGUUGAAGCCCUUUAUGAGGUUAUGGACCUGAUAUUUGAUCGCAGUGCAUCAUUAUUACCAGGGUACUUUAUUGUGAAUGAGCUUCUAAAAUUAUAUCCAGAAUACAAAAACUGGCCUCAUUGGAAAUUAUCUUCACUCCUGACUGAUUUUGUGGAUAAAUUCCGCCGAGCAGCUCAGAUGCUUUCUAUUAUUGGACGCCCAAAGUUGCGGCCAGUUGUGGAGCAUUCAGGUCACAACAAUCCAGCUCUUAAUUCUUGGAAGCUUGACUCUGUAUCUCUCAAGUUUCAACUGAAAGGAGCUCUGCCAUAUAACCCAGAAUUAUUAGAUACACAGCCAGGCCUUUUGAGAUACAUUAUCAAACAAAACUAUUCCCGGGAGAUGGUUUGCACAGUGCUGGAUGUUCAGAAAAAGCAGAAGCAACGUUGUAUAGCUUUGGAAGAACAACUCAUUGAACUUAUGAUAGCUGCUCUGGAGGACUGCAGUCGUGUUGAUCUUGCAUCAAGUAGUAAUCCUGCAAGUGGUUCCCCCAAUAGUGGAUCCCCAGUGACUACUGUUGAUCACUACCCAUGCACUUGUGCCCACCUUUCUUCACUUCUUAUAUACUUUGUGCUGUUCCAGCUCAUUUCAUUUCCUUACCUUGUAAUGGGCUUACAUAAUAAGUUGAAAGGGAAAGGUAAUCAGCAGCAGGGACGAGAUCACCUGAUGUGGGUCUUACUGCAGUUUCUGUCAGGCAGCAUACAGAAAAACCAAUUUUCUGACUUUCUCCCUGUGUUAAGGCUUAUUGAGGUAUUGUAUCCUGAUUCAGAACCUCUGCCUGUACCUGAUUAUACCGAUCCAAAAUGUGCUAUGCAGAUGUCUGCCAUGUGUAUUCUUAUGCAUAUUUUGAAGAAGGCUCAGACUGACAAUACUAAGACACCACGUUCUUUGCCUACAGUCUUUAGAAAUCAUAAUGAAUUUCUUCAAGGACUGGCUCACAACCCUCAGCUCUCACUUCUAACUCCCAAUGCAACUCCUGACUACCGUAUUGCUCUCCUGUUGAAUGCAUACUCCACAAACACAGAAUAUUUUCAGCGUCCCAUUUUAACACUUUCGGAAAGUAUUCAAGGCAACCAAAAAUCUACCGUUCCAAUGCCUGGGAUUAACUGUGUAGCUCAUGCUAGCACAACCCCGCUUAGUAUGACGCUUUUAGAUUCACUUACUGUUCAUGUCAAAAUGAGCCUUAUUCAUAAUAUUGUUCAGCAUAUAAGUAAACAAGCGCAGCACAAGUCAAGUGUAGCACUGGCGCCAGCACUGAUUGAAACUUAUGCCCGAUUGCUGGUGUACACUGAAAUUGAAAGUAUUGGAAUUAAGACCUUUAUUACCAACUUGUUAUCAUUAGUAUUCAAAAGCCAUGUGUGGAGCAUCCUUCAUGCCUUACUAGAGAUGUUCAUUCAUCGUAUUCAUCACUCGCCACCACAAUAUCGUGUCCAGUUCCUGUCAACUAUUCACCACAUGGCAGCUGUUCCACUAAAUACUAUGACUCAGAUUACACAGCUGCAUUUAUGCUUGGAGAGUGUUGCUUUGCGUUUGAUUACUGGGCUUGGGAACUCAGAAGUUAUGCCAAGUCUGACUCGUUUCUUUUCACCAGAAUCCAAACCCAAUCUUAUUAGCACUGACUCUGAGGAACUAAAUAGAGUUCUUGUUCUGACAAUGGCAAGAGCCAUACAUGUUACUGGCUGUGAUAGUACAGGUGAAUCUGCAAGAUGGUGUGUUGAUUUCUUGAAGACAGUCAUGACCCAUACUCCUCAUACAUGGGCGAAUCAUACGCUGCAGUGUUUUCCUCAAGUUAUUGCAGAUUUUUACCAACAAUGUGCUACGCCCAGAGAGAAUAUGCAUACAUUAAAGAAAGCUGUGGAAGAAGAGUAUAGGAAAUGGAAGUCAAUGAGCAAUGAGAAUGACAUCAUAGCACACUUUUCUCUUCAGCAUAACACAUCUCCAUUGUUCUUGUGCUUACUUUUCAAGAUGGUUCUUGACACAGAAAGAUUGCCUCCAAUUGCUUACAAAGUUUUGGAGCGUGUUGGUCCAAGGCAGUUAGCAGCACAUGUUCGUACCCUGUGCGAUUUCCUGGUUCUAGAGUUUUCAAAUAGUGCAGGUGGUCAGCAUGUAUCAAAGUAUGUUGAAACAAUGAACAGCAUCAUUUGGGUAUACAAUAUAGUCCCAAUAGACAGACUGAUGUUAUGUCUGGCACUGAGGACUCAAGAGGGUAGUGAAGCCCAUGUUUGUUUCUUCAUCAUACAACUUCUGUUGCUGAAACCUCCAGAAUUAAGAAAUCGUGUUCAGGAUUUUGUCAAAGAUAACUCCCCAGACCAUUGGAGGCAAAGUAACUGGUAUGAAAAGCACAUGGCAUUCCAUCGGAAGUACCCUGAGAAGUUCUCACCAGAGAGCAUCCUUGCAGAACAGGGCACAUUGACUGCACAGUAUCAAACUUUGCCUAUAUAUUUCUCCAACGUUUGUCUUAGAUUUUUGCCUGUUCUUGACAUCAUCAAUCACAGAUUUCUAGAAUUGGCCCAGGUACACAAAAAUUUAGAAACCAUCCUUGAGCGACUAGGUGUGCUCUACAAAUUCCAUGAUCGUCCAAUAACAUUACCGUGUAUAACACUUUUCCAUUAUUACGAAAGUAAAUUACGUGAGCGGCCAAAUCUCAAACGACGUUUGGUGGUUGCUGUUAUUAUGUCCCAGCAGGAAAUCCGGCCACCUGGAUGGGCACUGACUGAAGCUUAUAAGCAGUAUUUAGGAAGAUCUGCAGAUGACAUAGUUUGGAAUCCAGGAUUGCCUUAUUAUACUGCCCUUGUGAAGCGCCUUGUGAACACUAUGCAAGGAAAACCUGUAUUUCCUCACCUGGAAUGGAGAUUCAAUGAGUUUGCAAACAGUGGAGCACAUGCUUUACAUGUAACAUGUGUAGAACUCAUGGGACUGCCUUGCAAUCCAAAUAUAGUAGCCAACAUGCUACUAGAUGUUUUACUGAAAGGAUACUGUAACAUUCCUAGGGGUGAAGUCAUGGAGUGGGUGAAUACUGUUGGACUGCUGCUGACAUGGUUACCGGAACCUUAUUGGUUAGUCAUUCAUGACCGGAUAGUGGAACUUCUCCAGAAACCUUCUUUAGUUGCCCCAGGCGAUGGUAUUUUAGAUCCAUUUACAAUGUUGAAUUUAGAUCAUUUGGAGGCAACUGGCUGUGACCUGAGUGUUGCUCUCACAGUGGCAGUAGCACAUUCAUUCUGGCAUCAUGCAUCAUUUGGUCAAGUUGGCCGAAUUCCACAACUUUUGCGUGAACGUGUGCGACCUAUUUUAACUACAGAAGAACAGUUGGUGGUUGUGUAUCAUCUUAUUGGACCAUUCUUACAGCGCUUUAAUAACGAGGUAGCGCGCAAAGUCUUUGAUGUUACCAUCGAACUUUAUGAAGCAUUAUCUAAGGUUGACCACAGCGUAAAGGAACUGAAGUAUAUGGAUCCCAUUUGUGAUGUAUUGUAUCAUAUUAAAUACAUGUUUACUGGAGAUUCCAUCAAAACAGAUGUCGAAGGGAUAAUUCGAGGCCUGCGUCCAGCCUUGCAGAAGCGGUUACGCUUUAUCACUCAUCUUAACUUGGAUUCUAUUGAGAAUCCUUCAAGUGUAAAUACCAGUGGGAAUCUCCCAGGGCCUAGCAGCAGCACUACAAGUGCAAACACUAAUACUACAAGUACUAACAAUGCCAGUGGGGGAAAUAGCAACACCACUAAUGGUAACAAUACCCAAGGAAUGACUGGAGUCUCUGGAUCACAAUCUACAAAUACUGGGACUGGAACUGGGUCAGUUCUUGGAGCUCCAGGUUCUAGUGUGGGACUUGCUGGCAUAACACAAACUUCCACUUUAAGUGGAGGUUUGUCUGGGUCAGGAGGAGUGGGUGUGGGCUCUAUGUCAGCUGCCUCAAGUUUAGCAUCACUCUUACAAGAUACUUCUCCUGUUAAUACAUCUGUCCCUUAAAUUCCUAGUAUUUUGUAGGUUUUAGCAUAGUAUUUUCUUCUAUAAAUGGUAAUUGUCAUGAAUUAAUGUUAUUUUCCUAUUCUUAUAGAUAGUUCUUUGUUCAUGACUUUUUUGCCUUUGAAUUGUAAGGUCUUUUUUUAUAUUUUUAUUAGAGGUGACCUUUAUAAAUAAAAUCCACUUAUUUGUAUA
Macrobrachium nipponense is the source of this 5583-nucleotide messenger RNA. RefSeq names its product mediator of RNA polymerase II transcription subunit 23-like. Gene Ontology annotation, biological process: positive regulation of gene expression; regulation of transcription by RNA polymerase II. NCBI's taxonomy places the organism in Eukaryota, Metazoa, Arthropoda, Malacostraca, Decapoda, Palaemonidae. The coding region runs from base 118 to 5394 and encodes 1758 amino acids. Gene Ontology annotation, cellular component: transcription regulator complex; mediator complex. The transcript is spliced from 32 exons. The record is from RefSeq and is a predicted model, not a curated record.